AUGGUACUGCAAAGUGCCGACACCGCUCCAUCAAAAAGCCGUAAACCUCGCGAUCCUCAUUGGAAAUGGGCGGAAAUGCCUUUGCUCAACAACUACCAACCCUUUCCGCAGACCUUCCGUGCUGUGAAAGAAGCGCCUCCACCACCUCAAGACGACUUCAAUCCCGAGAAUAUGUUCAAGCCUCGCAAUGAGCGCGGGAAAGUUUUUGCCGGUCGACGCAAAGUUACUGCUGUCAGCUUGCCUUCCCUCUUCAAUCUAUGUCUUCGUGUUUUAUCUAACAACAUUAGGGUUCUGUACUAUGCGGAAUAUAUUAACUAUGACGUACUCAAACCUAUCUUGGAAAAGUGUAACGCAGAAACACUUGCACAUAUAGAGUCCAGACAUCCUUACUUGGAACAAGACUCAGGUGAAUUGUGGCAGCGCAUUGUAACGAAGAAGUAUCCAGGGGAAGAACCGGACGAUGGUGAUUCUUGGAAAGAUUUGUAUAGUUUCCUAGAAAAACAGAGAGAGAAGAAAUUGAAGCAACUCAGCCAGCGUAUUGGAAAGCACCAUCAGGCCGAUUCAGCAAAUGCACCUCGUAAAGCUAUGCUAGCCGAUGCAGCUGCUCCGAGCUAUGUAAGACGCCGACAGAUUCAAAAUGGCACUGUCAUUACUAAACCUCUUCCGAGUGCUAUAGAAGUCUCCAGUGCUCGUAGAAAAAUAUUCGAAACAGGAGGCUGCAAAGACGCAUUGGCUGCCCUUCCGAAAGCAGUCGUGAAUAAAAAUUCGACAGUGGGUGCAAAGAUGGACAGAGGUGCCAAAAAAGCUCCGGCAAAGAAGGGUGCGCUCAUGAUUAAGACAAUGAAAAUGCUGAAUAUGAAGCGCAAAUGA
Ostertagia ostertagi is the source of this 870-nucleotide messenger RNA. NCBI's taxonomy places the organism in Eukaryota, Metazoa, Nematoda, Chromadorea, Rhabditida, Trichostrongylidae. The record is from the annotation of a GenBank genome assembly.